Messenger RNA from Cryptotermes secundus, 4834 nucleotides. RefSeq lists its product as uncharacterized. Lineage: Eukaryota; Metazoa; Arthropoda; Insecta; Blattodea; Kalotermitidae. The record is from RefSeq and is a predicted model, not a curated record. The coding region runs from base 39 to 2540 and encodes 833 amino acids. The transcript has 9 exons.
GAAUGACUCACAAGUGAAGAAAAACGGGUAUUCAGAAAAUGGGUGCCCUGUAUGCGAGGCUAGUCGCUCAUCUCAUUUCAAUUGUUACAUGGCUGAAGCAACGUGAAAGUAUAAUGGCGUUACCCUCGGUUGCCGCCUUACCAACCAGUGCCAAGCCAACAACAUUACCAGGCCUUGAGAACGUGGCAAUUAAACAAGAGAGGCCAGAUGAGGCAGAAAUCAGAGAAUUGGCAGCAAAAAUGGUGGAAGCAAAUAAGGCGAAGAUGGCUUCCGGGGCAACCCGUCCAGUUGGACAGGGUGGCCAACAACACAUAGUACAACCAGGACAGCCCGGGAUAUUGAACUACCUUUCACGUGGAUCAAAUGGUCAAACUAAACCAAGUAGUGAAAAGGAUAAGAAAUCUGGGACAGGGGGGGAAUCAGACAGAACGUCACCUUCUGAUGAAGAUAGUGUGAGAGGCAGGUUUGGCUGGGUAACACUUGGUAAAUGUCAUAUUCCUUUUAUUUUCCGCUCUGGUGAAAAGUAUUGUGCAGUGCGGAUGGUGGAAAUGAAACUUCUUAAUAAGUACCUGAGUUAUCUACAUUCAGACAUUUAUAGCUGCACCUGUAUCCGUAGUUAUUACAUUACGGAACCAGAAGCAAGACUUUUGAAUGAGGUGAAUAUGAGGCACUGCGAAAGUCAAUUUGGGCGAGAGUUGUUUACAUCCAAAGACUUAGUUGUGCGCUUGCAGGAUGCAGGAGAGUUUUAUAACUUUCUGGAUGUCUGUUACAACAAACUUCUCCUUAGCUCAAGUAAUCCCAAGGACAAAUGUGGUUUUAUCCGCAUCAAUGGUGAAUCUGUGGUUCCAUAUACUGUGCGAGAUGGAUUCAAGUAUGUUCCACUUUUCUAUUUUGAAGGUGAAACAGAUAACUUGAAACUUAAAGCAGAGAGGUUAGAAGGGUGGGACUUAGCAUAUCUAAAAUUUUGUUGUAAAGUGCAAGGAAUUCGCAAUGAACUGUUUGCCAGUGAGACAUGUUCAGUUAUAAGUCUGAGUGAUAUUAAAAGUUACUUUCCGCCGGGGACUGUGUUUGAAGAUUAUUGGCCAAGCAAAGUAGUAGAUUCACAGCUUUUGCUUGCAAGCAAUAAAGGUAGUACAGCUGUUACAAGUGCAGGAAUGUGGACUAAGCAGCCUGGUUUACCACCAACGCAGCAGCAACAUUCCGUCGUCACAAAUGCCACUCUUCACCAUCCAGUGACAGCUGGGAAUAAAAUAGUGACUACCCUUUCCCAACCUGCCACACAGCAAAGGACAGCUACCCUUUCCUCUGCCACCGUUUCGUCUCCAGUCAAUUUGAGUGCAGCAACUGUUCAGGCAGUGUGUAAUGGUUGGGCAGGUCUUGUUGGUGGGCAGCCAGCGUUUCAGCCAGGAAUGGUUCCACAGCCUGCACAAGUUAUCCGAAUGUCACAGCCACCCAUCUCAAUGCAUAGUCUAAGCCCCACGAGUAACAGUGUUCCAAGAACUUACAACCCGGUUCGGCCAAGACCUGCUCCCCAGUAUUAUCCACAGGUGUCCUUGCCUAUGCCCUUAGCACCAUCACAACAUAGCCACAUGGCAGUAGCACAACCCCCUCCACUAGUCAGGGUUACAGGGGCACCUCCUACAGUAGGUUAUCCUACAUAUGGAAAGGAUGAGUGGUCAUCAUGUACAUACACCUCUUCAACUGGACUGAGCAAUAUGCCAAAUGUGUCUCAGAGUUCCUUGCAUCUGAUGGGUCUCACUGAUCCUUCCCACCACCAGAUGCUUCCCCCUCCUCAUACAAGCUCCCUCCUCCACUCGCAACAUUCUCCACAUUACACACCGGCUGUGGUUGGUUCACCUCAAGCACUGCAAAGACACACACCUCCGAACAGUAGCAGUAGCAGCAACACCAACAGUAGCAACAAUAAUUCCAGCAAGUUCCCUCCUCCUCUCAUCCCAGUCAACGGAACAUCCCGGUACUCAUCUGGCAGUGGGGCCUACAGUUCGGGUGCUGAUGUCAUAGACCUCUCCUCUCCACCUCAGUCACCUCACAGGCCUAGUAUGGGUAACGGAAGGACUGGUAGUAGUACUACUCCAGCUAACAACAGUGACCAUGCGUCUCCGUGCGGUCGGAAACUCAUACAGAUUGGGGAGACAGCCACUUCAGGGUCUCACAUACCAUAUCAGGUCCAGAAGGCACUAGUAGAAGGCAAAAUGGUUCCCUGUAUCAACUCAAAACCUUUCAUCUACUCCGAGUUGCUGAUAACAUUACCAGACCUGGUGACCCAUUUCUUCCCAUCUGUGCCUCUGAGCAGCUGCAGGCAAGUGCUGCAGGAUGUAUUAGGCCUUGACCUUUACCGAGGAAACAGGCAGCAAAUGAACAUCCUGCGGGAUUCAGGCAAAUGUCAAAGUGUCAACGACAUACUUCCACUGGUGCAAGUACGAGAUGUGAUGCAAUACAUGCCACAGAUGAACUACAUGUUCAGUCGGAUGAAUGCUGGUGGUGAGGAGAACCCUUCCAAGCGUCAACGGACCAGCUAGGACAUGUUCUGGCCCGGGUCCAUGCCAGCAGCCACAGCCUGGCAUGGACAUACUGGGUAUGGGUGGUCACAGCAUUAUGGUUUGUAAAGGGAUCGUGAGAACAUGAAGCAAAUUUUAAUGCAUAUACAAUUAGCUGUAGGAUGGUUGAAUAAUUUAUUAAAGAGUAAUUCCUCUGGAAGUUAUUCAUGUUGGAAAUUAAUUUGGUGACUGAUUUAGUAUUGUAUCAUUAUUGCUAGAGAACAUUUCUGAACGAUUCUACAUUGAUAAUUUACAUGAGGAAUGGCAUUUACUAUGACAUCCUCUUUGCCUAUUUUAAAAUUGAAAAGUUACCAGUAUUCCAAGUGUCACACCACAGGUUUUAUUGUCAGAAAGAUUAAGGAACUGUAUAAUGUUACAGGAAGGGAGUUAUGUUUAAUCAUUCAUAGAAAGUUUGUAAGUACUUGAAGUGUUUUGAGGUCAGCUGAGUGCUCCUUUACUUUGGCUUAUACAAGAAAUUAAAAUUGAAUUUCGUAGUUCUGUGAGGGCCCUAAAGCACAAAAGCAUCUCCAGAGAAAAGUUAUUUUUGUGAAAUUCAAAUUUCAGCUGAGAUUUCUAUUACAUUAAGCUGUAAUACUGUAUUAUGUGAAUAAUGGCACUGUAACAUCCCUUAAAAUUAUGCACAUAACAUGUGUUAGACUUUUUCUAAAGAUGCUCAGCAUCGAAGUUGAACAUUUUCUUUGUAUAAAUACAAACAUAUGUGCAGGUUUUAAUUUUCAGAAUAACCUUCCUUUUAUGCUGGAAUACUCAUCAUGAAUAAUAUUCAGACUGUAACAGCUAUUAGCCUACUUUCUUCUCAACAUACUUAUCACAAUCAGAAUUCUCCUCUCCCCUAGUCUCGGGUUUCACAGCAAGUUCAGUCUUUUCAGUCUGUGGCAAGAACACGAGGAGUUUCAUGAGGUCCAUGUGUUUUGAAUAUUAGGACAGUUUCUGUAUUGUACUUGGUAACACAAAAUUUUAGGGCUUUGUGAACAUAGGAUGAUAUAGUGACAUAAAGAAUGGACCCCAUAAGAUCUAGAAGUUUGUGACGAUGGUAAAUUGCUACAAGUAAUAUGUUUUUGGACAUUAUCCAUCGUCUUGUCUAUUUUUUUUUAAACCGUCCUGUUUCUUUUUAAAACACAACGUUUCGGAGAAUGGAUUCUGUUCCUGUCCCUGUCCAAUGGAUAAUGUCCAAAAACAUAUUACUUGUAGCAAUGGACCCUAUGUUUGCUUCCGAAGUCUAGACCACAUCUGACUAUUCUGUGGUAGAAUAGGUCUUUUAAAAGCAUCAGUCUAUUAAGAAAUUCAGAUGAAAAUUGGAUCAUUGUCAGAUUUUGUAGUCAAUGGCAUCUGUAACACUUAUUUAAGGUGUUAGAACCCCAAAUUUUUAAUAAUGUAUUUUUUGUCCUUGUCUUUAUUGGUCACUUCCAAGUUAACACCCAGGGUGGAAGUUUGACAUUAUUAAAAUCUGCAUGAUAUUUUAAACAUAUUCAUGCUAGAACCACAAGUUCGUGUUAUCUCAAUAAAAUUGGAAGAAAGAUUGAAUGACAGUUUUCUUAUUUUCACCAAGGCAUGAGUUGAAAUAUACAGUUUUCUUUCUGUUGCCACAGAUUUAUCUGAAGACCAUAAGUGAGUCUGAUAUUGCUUCAUCUCCUCAAGAAGAAAAAGAAACCUACAUUGUGCUUACAUGUAGGUUAUGUUAUCAGAACAUACAUGAAUCCCCAAACUCAAAGGCCACAGUUUCCUCAAGUUGAAUGCAAGCAUGGAAGCUGGCAAUUUGAGGCCAGCUUCAUUCCCAUGAUACAAUAUCCAUCUUGAACACACUUGUAGACAAAGAAUUCUGACAAUCAAAUAAUCUUCAGUAAAAUAUUUUUAAGGUUGUUUUAAUUUUCAGUCUGACAUAAUAAUCAUGCAUUACAGCUCUAAACUGUUUUCCUAGUUGUUUUAAAGAGCGAAUUCAUUGUUCUCUGUUGGCUAUCAUGAACUUUACAGAACUGGAGAUGUCUGCCUGUGAUCAUAUGAUACUGAAACUGGAAGUAGUUAUGUGCAAGACAUUCCUGUAACAGAAACAGUUGAAAGUCUUUCAUUAUAUAAUGAUGAAAUGUUAGGAGCAUUCAAAGGCCAGUUUUGCUGGUCUUGUGCUUUAUUUACUUUUUGACAGAACUGAAUACCACAAUUCUGUUUCAUAAUCUCUACAAAAGUAUUAAUGCCAGGCUGAAAAAUCUAGGCUGUAGUCAUGUGAUUGUUUUGUUGAAUAUUAGUAGUGCUGGAACCCAAUA